This is a messenger RNA of Cygnus atratus (black swan), 1865 nucleotides long. RefSeq names its product ephrin B1 (gene EFNB1). The transcript has 5 exons. Gene Ontology annotation, molecular function: ephrin receptor binding. Gene Ontology annotation, biological process: axon guidance; ephrin receptor signaling pathway. Gene Ontology annotation, cellular component: plasma membrane. The coding region runs from base 230 to 1234 and encodes 334 amino acids. Lineage: Eukaryota; Metazoa; Chordata; Aves; Anseriformes; Anatidae. The record is from RefSeq and is a predicted model, not a curated record.
CGGGCGGCGGCGCUGUGCGAGCCGGGACGCCGGAGGGGACGGCACGGGACGGAACGGACGGGACCGGACCGGAGAGCGGCGGGGCCGGGCCGGCACGGAGCGCGGAGGAGCGGAGCCGCCGUCGGGGCGCUGCCCGCGGGCGGCGCGGCGCCGAUGCGGGGCUGAGGAGCGGAGCCGCCCCCGCGGCAUGGGCGCCUGACGCCCGGUGCCGUCCCGCCGCCGAGGGACGAUGGCGCGGCCCCGCGGCGGGCGGUGGCUGCUGGGCGUGCUGCUCGCCCUGUGCCGCCUGGCCGCGCCGCUCGCCAAGAGCCUGGAGCCCGUCUCCUGGAGCGCCGGCAACCCCAAGUUCAUGACUGGGAAGGGACUGGUCAUCUACCCAGAGAUCGGGGACAAACUGGACAUUAUCUGCCCCAAGGCGGAGCCGUCCAAGCCUUACGAGUACUACAAGCUGUACCUGGUGAAGAAGGACCAGGCCGAUGCCUGCAGCACCGUCAUGGACCCCAACGUGCUGGUGACGUGCAACCGGCCCGAGCAGGAGAUCCGCUUCACGAUCAAGUUCCAGGAGUUCAGCCCCAACUACAUGGGCCUGGAGUUCAAGCGGCAGCAGGAUUACUUCAUCACAUCCACCUCUAACGGGACGCUGGAUGGCCUGGAGAACCGAGAGGGGGGGGUCUGCCAGACGCGCUCCAUGAAGAUCGUCAUGAAAGUGGGGCAGGAUCCGAAUGCGGUCAUCCCCGAGCAGCUGACGACGAGUCGGCCCAGCAAGGAGUCCGACAACACGGUGAAAAUCGUCACGCAGAGCCCGCGCCACAAGGUCCCCGCGGUGGAGGAGCCCGGCAAGCCAGGUUCCGUCAACCAAAAUGGCCAGGAAACCCAAGGUCCCAGCGACGGGUUCUUGAGCUCCAAGGUCGCCGUUUUUGCGGCGAUCGGCGCCGGCUGCGUCAUCUUCAUCCUCAUCAUCAUCUUCCUCGUCGUCCUCCUGAUCAAGAUCCGCAAGCGGCACCGGAAGCACACGCAGCAGCGGGCCGCAGCCUUGUCACUCAGCACCUUGGCCAGCCCCAAAUGCAGCGGGAACGCGGGCUCGGAGCCCAGCGACAUCAUCAUCCCCUUACGGACUACAGAGAACAACUACUGCCCGCACUACGAGAAGGUGAGCGGGGACUACGGGCACCCCGUCUACAUCGUCCAGGAGAUGCCCCCGCAGAGCCCAGCCAACAUUUACUACAAGGUGUGAGGAGCAGCCUGGGCACGCCGCCAAGCAGGGGAGCGCCGAGCGGCCGCCGGGUCCGGCUCCGGGGGAGGCAGCGACCCCGGCCCCGCGGCACGGCGCGGGGAGCGCAGGGGGCUGGCGCCCGGCAGCGCGCCGCUCGCUCGCGCGCCGCCUCUCCCCCUUUGUAUUUAGUUUUGUAGUUCUCAGCUUUUGUAAUCCCAGGACUUCGAGGGUGAGCCGCCAGCGUCCUCCUCUCCUGCUCCAGACUGCGGCCGGCCGGGGCGCGAGCCAAGCGCCCGCCGUGGCGGGCACCCUGCCUUUCCGCGCCCGCUCGGACACCGCCGGCGCCCCCGCAGACUCUGCCUCCCCUUUUAUGUUUUUGGGAUUUCCCCUCGUCACCUCCACGUCCUUGUGUUAAGUGCCCGUGCACCUGGUGCUGCAGCGGCCGCCGCUUCGGGCCCGGAGGGUCCCAGGAGCCCGGACGGACGCCGGGGCCGCGGAGAGGAGCUGGGGCCGACGAGGAGCGAGCGGCCUUGGGGGGAGGAGGAGGAUGCUUCGCCUAGGUGCCAAGAUGCAGAGAACUGUGCAGGGAGGAAGCUGGCAAACCCGAUUUACUACUACUACUAUUAUUAUUAUUAUAAUUAUUUUAAUUUUU